Messenger RNA from Homo sapiens (human), 1575 nucleotides. It is a transcript of the gene DHRS4L2, whose product is annotated as dehydrogenase/reductase 4 like 2, transcript variant 3, coding. Gene Ontology annotation, cellular component: extracellular region. The record is from RefSeq and is marked reviewed. The coding region runs from base 635 to 1030 and encodes 131 amino acids. The transcript has 8 exons. NCBI's taxonomy places the organism in Eukaryota, Metazoa, Chordata, Mammalia, Primates, Hominidae. Gene Ontology annotation, molecular function: carbonyl reductase (NADPH) activity.
AUGCUCAGUCGGGCAGCUCUCCGGGCCGGCGUGGGAGCCCGCGCUCCAAGGCCCGGUGGGGGGAGGGGCGCUCACGCAACCGCCACUGUCUGGAGCGGGCUCGCCUCUGCGGCAGCCCUCACCGCCCGGGCUUUACUGAAGCGGAGUCUAGCAUGUGCGGCUGCUCCACAGCGGUGUGGGUGGCGGCGGCUCCUCUGCAGCAGCCUCGGCAGUAGGGGUCAGGGUGGCCAAGCCCACCGUGGAGCUCAUCUGAGAGUUGUAAGGUACGGGACUGCCUCGGUCUUUGGGACGCCCCGUCUGGUAGCAUCCCAGAUCCAGCACGUUCCUUCCGGCCCUGCACCCCGGCCCGGUGCCUCACACCCCGCUACCCCAAGCAUCCAGACUCUAAGGCAGCCCCUGCAUCUCAGUCCUGACAUCGCUGUCCCUGGAGCAUCCUCCGCUGGAGCUGGAGCUUGACAGGAUCGGCUUCGCCAUCGCCCGGCGUUUGGCCCAGGACAGGGCCCACGUGGUCGUCAGCAGCCGGAAGCAGCAGAAUGUGGACCAGGCGGUGGCCACGCUGCAGGGGGAGGGGCUGAGCGUGACGGGCACUGUGUGCCAUGUGGGGAAGGCGGAGGACCGGGAGCGGCUGGUGGCCAUGGCUGUGAAGCUUCAUGGAGGUAUCGAUAUCCUAGUCUCCAAUGCUGCUGUCAACCCUUUCUUUGGAAGCCUAAUGGAUGUCACCGAGGAGGUGUGGGACAAGACUCUGGACAUUAAUGUGAAGGCCCCAGCCCUGAUGACAAAGGCAGUGGUGCCAGAAAUGGAGAAACGAGGAGGCGGCUCAGUGGUGAUCGUGUCUUCCAUAGCAGCCUUCAGUCCAUCUCCUGGCUUCAGUCCUUACAAUGUCAGUAAAACAGCCUUGCUGGGCCUCAACAAUACCCUGGCCAUAGAGCUGGCCCCAAGGAACAUUAGGGUGAACUGCCUGCACCUGGACUUAUCAAGACUAGCUUCAGCAGGAUGCUCUGGAUGGACAAGGAAAAAGAGGAAAGCAUGAAAGAAACCCUGCGGAUAAGAAGGUUAGGCGAGCCAGAGGAUUGUGCUGGCAUCGUGUCUUUCCUGUGCUCUGAAGAUGCCAGCUACAUCACUGGGGAAACAGUGGUGGUGGGUGGAGGAACCCCGUCCCGCCUCUGAGGACCGGGAGACAGCCCACAGGCCAGAGUUGGGCUCUAGCUCCUGGUGCUGUUCCUGCAUUCACCCACUGGCCUUUCCCACCUCUGCUCACCUUACUGUUCACCUCAUCAAAUCAGUUCUGCCCUGUGAAAAGAUCCAGCCUUCCCUGCCGUCAAGGUGGCGUCUUACUCGGGAUUCCUGCUGUUGUUGUGGCCUUGGGUAAAGGCCUCCCCUGAGAACACAGGACAGGCCUGCUGACAAGGCUGAGUCUACCUUGGCAAAGACCAAGAUAUUUUUUCCUGGGCCACUGGGGAAUCUGAGGGGUGAUGGGAGAGAAGGAACCUGGAGUGGAAGGAGCAGAGUUGCAAAUUAACAACUUGCAAAUGAGGUGCAAAUAAAAUGCAGAUGAUUGCGCGGCUUUGAAUCCAA